Messenger RNA from Phacochoerus africanus (Common warthog), 3078 nucleotides. It is a transcript of the gene SHC4, whose product is annotated as SHC adaptor protein 4. The coding region runs from base 386 to 2275 and encodes 629 amino acids. The record is from RefSeq and is a predicted model, not a curated record. NCBI's taxonomy places the organism in Eukaryota, Metazoa, Chordata, Mammalia, Artiodactyla, Suidae. The transcript is spliced from 12 exons. Gene Ontology annotation, biological process: intracellular signal transduction; cell surface receptor protein tyrosine kinase signaling pathway. Gene Ontology annotation, cellular component: plasma membrane. Gene Ontology annotation, molecular function: receptor tyrosine kinase binding.
GGGGGCGCUAAAUAUUUCUGCUAGGCUCCCACACCGCCAGCGAUGCGGCGGGACCCGCUGGCCGCUGCCCGGCCCGGCUCCUUGCCUGAGAGUUGGCUGUGAGUGAUUUUCGCUGCCGCCGCGAGGCUGAGUCCAGGCUUUCCCAGCAAGGAAUCCAAGGCGAGGACACCGGGUGCUGCCUCUGGGCCAGGGAGGGACUGGAAUCGGCGGGGAAGGCUUUUUCCCCUGGGCUGUCACCCUCAGACCGGCGAGGGCGAGAACAGAGUUGGAGAGGUGGCUGCCUCAAGUUGCAUGGGGCGUUGAGGCAUUUGCUUUCCUUUCCGUUUAUCUGGCAGACGACGAGGCAAUUUAUGCAACAGUAUCCUGUUUCAGCACUGCCAAGGCUAUGCGAGAACGCGGUCAGGACAGCCUGGCAGGACUCGUGCUGUAUGUAGGAUUCUUUGGGCACCCCGGGAUGCUGCACAGGGCCAAGUACAGCCGUUUUCGGAAUGAGUCCAUCACGUCCUUGGACGAAGGCAGCCCCGGAGGUUCGGCCGGGAACAAGGGCUCGCCGCAGCCUCCCUACCCCACCCUGGCACCUCACCUGCCGACUGAAGAUGCCACCUUGGCGUCUCAGGAGAGCCCCACCCCACUGUGCACCUUGAUCCCUCGCAUGGCCAGCGUAAAGCUGGCCAACCCAGCCACCUUGCUGAGUCUGAAAAACUUUUGCUUGGGUACCAAAGAGGUACCUCGGCUGAAGCUCCAGGAAAGCCAGGACUUGGCCCCCAGCAGCCCAGGUUCCCCUGAAACCAGUCUAAACAGGGCCGGGCCAGCAGCACCUCCGCCUCAGCGGGACUCGGUGGGACACAGGGCGACCUCUUUAACUCCUGAUGCCUGUCCCCUUCCCCGCCCUGGGGCGCCAACCCCCGGGAACAGGCAGGACAGGAACUUUCUGCAGCACCUGUUGGGGACUGGCAUGAACUACUAUGUGAGGUACAUGGGCUGUAUUGAAGUGCUGCAAUCAAUGAGGUCACUGGAUUUUGGAAUGAGAACCCAAGUUACAAGGGAAGCAAUAAGUCGCCUGUGUGAAGCUGUUCCUGGGGCAAAUGGAGCCAUUAAAAAGCGAAAGCCUCCAGCUAAGUUCCUAUCAACAGUUCUGGGCAAAAGUAAUCUUCAGUUUUCGGGAAUGAAUAUAAAACUGACCAUCUCCACAUGCAGCCUCACAUUGAUGAAUCUUGACAACCAACAGAUUAUUGCAAAUCAUCAUAUGCAGUCUAUUUCAUUUGCCUCUGGAGGGGAUCCAGAUACUACAGACUAUGUUGCCUACGUAGCUAAAGAUCCAGUUAAUCAACGAGCCUGCCACAUAUUGGAAUGCCGCAGCGGAAUGGCCCAAGACGUCAUAAGCACCAUAGGGCAGGCUUUUGAACUCCGGUUUAAACAGUAUUUGAAAAAUCCCUCUAUGAAUACUUCUUGCGAAAGUGAGGAGAUGCAUAUUGAUGGCCAUGCUGAGGAGAAAGAAGCUCAUGAGUAUUACAAUGAAAUCCCAGGGAAGCAGCCACCUGCAGGGGGUGUGUCCGAUGUGCGGGUCAGAGUUCAAGCCACAGAAAAAAUGGCUUACUGCCCCAUACGGUGUGAAAAGUUGUGCUAUUUGCCUGGAAACUCCAAGUGCAGCAGUGUAUACGAGAAUUGUCUAGAACAAGGCAGGACAAUAGGCAAUGCACAGGAGAGAGGGGCACAGUCCCAGCGAGAUGCAUCUGCAAUGAAGCACAUGUUCCGAGUAGAUCUCUUUGACGACCCCUGCUACAUCAACACGCAGGCUCUUCAAAGCACGCUUGCUGGAAAUCAAAGCUCUGCUCACCCGCUGGGGAGCCCUUGGCACCAGGAAAAGCCACCAGAAACUGUUCAGCCAGGUGCCACAGCCCAGCCUGCCAGCUCACAUUCUUUGCCACACAUUAAGCAGCAGCUACGGAAUGAAGACUGCUACCAUGGCAAGCUGAGCAGGAAAGCUGCAGAGAGCCUCUUGGUAAAGGAUGGGGACUUUUUGGUACGAGAGAGUGCAACCUCUCCUGGCCAGUAUGUGCUGAGCGGGCUGCAGGGAGGCCAGGCCAAACAUCUUCUCCUGGUGGAUCCUGAAGGCAAGGUGAGGACCAAGGACCAUGUAUUUGAUAAUGUUGGCCAUCUGAUCAGAUAUCACAUGGAUAAUAGUUUACCAAUCAUCUCUUCUGGAAGCGAAGUAAGCCUUAAACAACCAGUGAGAAAAGAUAAUAAUCCAGGACUUUUGCAUUCCAACAAAUGACUACAUGGAUGUACCAUCACACUGAUACUUUAAGAAAGUCCUUUUUGUAUCAGGACACAAAGAUAAUUCAAACUUGGUUUGUAGAUAAAUUAGAGCACAAACUGUGAAGUGUUAUCCUUCUGAGACCUUCAUGGACUAGGUCUUUUAUAAAACAAAGAACUAACAAAACUUGAUCUUCAGAAAGUGAAAAUCAGAAAAGGGGAAGAAGAGGGGUCUAUCUGAAAAGAAAUUAUACAUAUGCACGGAUGUCACUUUUUAAGGCCAUAUUGCGUUGAUAACAAGCUAAAAGCACAAUUAAAAUUUCACAUGCUAAAGACAGUUUGAAUGAUCUGCUGGGGCAGUGGUAUGUGCCUUUCAACUUGAUAAUUUUGGAACAUUUUCAUAUUGGGGAAAUUAGUUCUAGGUGUCUUCAUAUUCUGUAACUAUAGAACCAUUUGCCAAAAAAGUUUUUCCUUGUGAUAAAAAUAAGAAGCCAUUGGCUUAACAGUUAUUGACUUUAUUACAUUUUCUGUUUAGUAGCACUUUCACUGCAAUGUUAAAAUAAAUUUGAUGUUAAAUUCAAACUGUGUCUGUGCCAAUGGAAUCAAAUGGAAGGCCACUGAAAGUGUUGGUCUGUUUCAUUGUCCUAUCCCACUUGCUGGUUAAAGGGUUGGAGCCCAAAUUCUUUGGCCUAGUAUUGCUCAGUCUUUGCUAUUUGGACUAUUUGUAUGCAACAUAUGACAAGCUGAAGAAGCCAGUCAUUUCUGAUUUCAUCAUAUUUCUCCCUCCUUCCCUCCCUGCCCCUGCCCCCACCAAAAGGAGCU